UUGUAUAGGAGUCAUGUGUCUUGCCAGUGAUUACAUGUAUUAUCGGAACUUGUCAUGAUAAUCUGGUAGUUUGAAUGAUAUUUGAUACCUUUUAGAAGGUUGAUAAAUAAUCAAUUAACACAACUUUGAAUUGAUUCAAUAAUAUACUGACACAAAAGGAAACAGAAUAGUUUACAGAAUUCAAUCAUGAGCUUUGUUGUAAUAAUGUGACAGUGUUAUUUUUUGUUAGCAGAUAACUAAAAAUUGACAAAAUUAUUGUUUUUUGAAGAUGGUUCGUCAGGGGGAUGUGAAUGUGACUAGUUGAACGUAAUUAGAGUAAAGUGUAAGGGCGUAUUCAUGGUCUGAAUAACCAAAAGGCGUUGCCGCGCUGUCGUUUGGUGGUGCAUUGCUGGGGCAGGCAAUAUUCGUAUCAAAUAAUUAACUGAGUUUGCACUUGGAGAACAUUUUGACGAAUCUGGCCCAAUUAGUCAAACAAGUAGUAUUAGAAUGAGAUAAUAGCAAAAUCGAAAUUGUAAUUAGUGUCCUCCGUUAUCGGAAUCUUACGAAUGUUCCUUUGCCGGUUUUGGAGUUUCGCCGUAAUUAAAAAGUCGCAUGGGUGAUAUGCCACUAUUCUAAUAUGUAGAUAUUCUUGUACGUAAAUAUCAACAUAAAGAUUAACGUUGAAAAGAGACAGCAAUGGGUAGCGUUAAGCUGGAUGUACAAUGGUCUUCGAUACACCCGAAUAGAUUCAUUACAUGGGGCACAGAAAUAUGUCUCUACGAGGUAUCGCAGAAUAGAGAUACCAUUAGGCCUUCGUGUAUAAAAAUCUCUGAUACAACAGUUGCUCAUUUGCUGGCAACCAAUACAAAUCAUCACUAUGUAAAAUGUAUUGAUAUCUACACUCAGCCUGAGCCAGAUAUUUUACUAGCUGUUGGACAGGCCAAUGGAAAAGUUGUGCUGACUACAUUUGGACCAACAGCUUUUGAUUCACUUGGGCUUACUGGCAAAGAACUUGCUCCUAGACAUGCGAGGCAAUGUAAUGCUGUUGCAUGGAAUCCAGUAGACCCAAAUUUGAUAGUUUCUGGCUUAGAUAAGCACAGAACAGACCAUUCUAUUUUGUUAUGGGACGUAUUAAAAAGUCCAGUGGGUUCCCAUCAUCACAGCAACACUCAGGCAGAAUCUUUGCGACCAAUAGCUGAGGCUGGAGUAUCAGAAACUUGCCAUUCCCUUGCUUGGUUUAUUAAUGAACCAAGAUGUUUGGUUGUGGGGAUAAAUAACAAGCAUUUGAAAAUCAUUGACUUUCGAGAUUCUGUAAAAGUGGUAAAUCUGACGCCAACAAAAGCUGUAUACAGUUUAUCUGUGGAUCCACACAACGAUUCUCACCUAGUUUCGCAUAUUGAAAAUCAAAUACUCAUUUGGGAUACGCGUUAUUUUGAGAAACCAAUUUUGACAUUACCGCAAAGCAGACAAGUAACCAAAGUAUUAUGGUGCCCGACAAGACACAAUCUCCUAGGAUCCCUACAAAAAGAUUCAGGGUCCUUGCAUCUACACGAUGUUCAACAUUGCGGACUUGCUGGAGGAGAAGAAACUGAACCUGGAGCUCUGGAGAGAACUGUGGCACCACCAUGGUCUAGUCCGACUAGUUUUUCAUGGCAUCCAACGCAUGCAAAUAGAUUAUUGGCUAUAUCACAGCAAGGACUGACAGACUAUACUGUCUUUGAAAGAAUAACUAUCAACUGGUCAACCAGAUCGCAUCUGGCAUGGAAUCACGCUUCGAAAUCAUUUAAAUACAUCUACAGUGCGGACAAUCUUUAUAAAUCGUUGAACGAUAUAUCUAUGCUGACAAAGAAUCGAGCUAUGCUAGACUAUGGCCUCCUCCCCGAAUUAUCGCAAAAUGGCGAUUUGGCUGAGAAUGAUACACUGAAAAACUUAUGGCAAUGGUUAUAUCUCAGUCACUCCUUAGUCGAGGAUGGGACUAUUAGCAGUACGGAGAACAAGCAUCCAGGUGUGAGAACUGUUUUGAAACUUGACGGACAGCAAAAUUCUAAUAACGGCUUUACAAAGUCUGAAUUAGUACAUCGACCAUGGGCUGAUAUAGGAUCAAAUCAUGCUGCCAAAAUAUACAGAUCUGUGGAUCGGGAGAAAGCGCUUCAACUGUGCGGCUGGAGAUUUGACAAGGAAACCAACGCCCUGUACAAUAACGCCUUCUUAGAUAGAUUAGAAAGAGAAGGAGCCUAUCCAAGAGCAGCGGCUAUAUCCGUUUUUAAUCUCGGGCUAAGACAAGCCAUAGAAAUUCUAAAUAGAGGAGCUGAUAAAAUGUCGAUAGCAACUAAUCUAAACAUCGUUGCUAUGGCUCUAUCAGGUUUCUCUGAGGAUAGAAACAGUAUGUGGCGUGAGCUCUGUCUCAAGUCGAGAUCACAACUGACUGAUCCAUAUCUCAGGGCCAUGUUUGCUUUUCUGACUGCUGACAAUGAGUCCUACGAAAAUGUUCUUAACGAGAAUGGAAUGGCUGUCGAGGACAGAGUAGCAUUUGCUUUAAUGUUUUUAUCCGACAGUAAAAUACAUGAAUAUUUGAAGAAGUUAACGCAAAAAUUGACUGACGAGGGUAAUUUAGCCGGAAUUUUGAUUACUGGCGCCAGCUCGGAAGGUAUACAGCUGCUGAAUAGAUACUUAGAAAUAACUGGUGACGUACAAAGUUGCAGUUUAAUCGCUAUUCGGGUUUUGACACCAAAACUACUCCAGGAUAAUCAGGUUCAAGUCUGGAUUGCAAGUUAUAGAACACUUUUGGAUGCCUGGAAAAUGUGGAAUCAACGGGCGCAUUUCGACAUCGCAAUGAGAACGUCAACGAACGAAAAACCCCCACAACAAGUAUACAUAUCGUGUAAUUUCUGUGGAAAAAGUAUCUCUGCUUACAUGCAGGGCUUGAGUAGAGCCAGAGGACCAUUUGCUAGGCUGGGGAGUACAUCUAACAAACUAAAGAUGUCAUCAUGCCCAAGUUGUCGUAAACCAUUGCCCCGUUGUGCAAUCUGCUUGAUGCACAUGGGUACAGCUAGUGGCUUACAGACAGGAGGCAGCACAACGAAUAGGGGCGAGGAUGAUAGUAAGUUGACGGAAUUUAGUAGCUGGUUUACAUGGUGUCAAACUUGUAGACAUGGUGGCCAUGCAAAUCACAUCACGCACUGGUUUAGAGAACAUUCUGAAUGCCCUGUAACAUCUUGCACAUGCAGAUGUUUUUCACUGGAUGCAUCGUGCAAAAUUGGAGUUGGCGUUUUAUAAUCUGUGAGAUAGUUUGUAAGUUGUAAUAAAAAAAGGACAUUAUUUAAUAUUA
This is a messenger RNA of Athalia rosae (coleseed sawfly), 3307 nucleotides long. RefSeq names its product GATOR complex protein MIOS-B (gene mio). Gene Ontology annotation, biological process: cellular response to amino acid starvation; positive regulation of TORC1 signaling. Lineage: Eukaryota; Metazoa; Arthropoda; Insecta; Hymenoptera; Athaliidae. Gene Ontology annotation, molecular function: protein binding. The record is from RefSeq and is a predicted model, not a curated record. Gene Ontology annotation, cellular component: cytoplasm. Bases 676 to 3255 code for a protein of 859 amino acids. The transcript has 15 exons.